AUGUCAUCACACCAGGCGCUCCAGGGGCACCUGUGGUGGUGCAUAUUUACUGGAGCAACCACACCACGGCAGAAGAGGAGGAAGGUUGCUCUGGUUACCCAGCAAUUGCCCAUAUGUCUGCCAGCCACACCAUUGCAAACCCCACGAUUCGAGCUCCCGCCCUCUGUCCAUCGCCACUUGCCCCAAGCAAUUGCAGACAUGGUUGGCGAGAGCUCCGGCGAUGAAGACAGGCAGCAGCAGCAGCCGCAGCGAGGGCUUUCACCUGCGGACAGGGGUCUGCAGCGCCCACUGAACCUUCCCGCGCCCAUCCCUUUCCGUUUUCCCAGCACACCGGGUGGAUCCCUGGUGUAUGAACCCCCGCCACCACCACCAGCUCAACGACCCCGCCCGCAAACACAUGCCAGCACCAAGGUUUUGCUUCACCGAAUCAUCCAUAAUCAAGUUCAAAGGGAGCAAAGGGAGCGCCUGACAACAUUCGUCGGCAAUGUUCACAUCCUUGCGCGCCACACCAGCUUUUUUCUCAAGUACUACCUUGCUGAUCAUCCUCUACACGAUUUCCCGGACAUCACCGACAAGCACAUCAGUGUGAUAUUUGAGCUGCUAAACAAUCCAGGCUACAACGGCAAUCCGGUCAUCGUGCAAGUGUUGCAUCCAUGGGUUCAAGACUACUGUGAUGUUCACGGAUUCGCCCCCAUCCGCAUGCAGUAUUGCCAUCAGACCGCAGCGUACACGGCUACGAGCAUCUUCACAAACCUCAAAGUUAACGUACAAGAGCAUUUCAUGCAAAUUUUUCUGCGCUACGUCAAUGAAAGGCUUGGUUUGAAGCAAGUCGUACUGCAUCUCCGUAGAGCUGGAGUCAACCGAGCGCAGCGGCGACACUAUUAUCAGCGUGUCCGUCAGUUUAAAAAGUAUGCGACGUUUGAAGAGUUUCCAACCGAAGAAGAGUUUGCGCGCCUCACACGACUUGAGCGGACCGUCCUCGACGAGUUAUGGGCUCUGUUUCCUCCCCAGGAUUGUUAUGAUCUCGACGACGUGGGCGGAAGCGAAGUAGAGAAGACAGGGCAGGUGUGA
This is a messenger RNA of Fimicolochytrium jonesii, 1071 nucleotides long. RefSeq lists its product as uncharacterized. The transcript is spliced from 2 exons. The record is from RefSeq and is a predicted model, not a curated record. The coding region runs from base 1 to 1071 and encodes 356 amino acids. NCBI's taxonomy places the organism in Eukaryota, Fungi, Chytridiomycota, Chytridiomycetes, Spizellomycetales, Powellomycetaceae.